AUGCUGCUGCCGAUGCCCCCGAUGCCUGCGCAGAUGGGCCCAGCCUCCGAGUCGCUGAGGGCGAUGAGCCCUUGGAUGCUGGCGCUGCUCGUGCUGCAGACUGUGCUGUGCUCCGUCCGCAUCGUCGUGUUCCUCGACAUCCUGGGCGGCUUCAUCCCAGCGAUCGGCAUCGGCAUCGGGUGGUACGCGUGGAAGGACGACAUGAACAUCACGUUCAUCUGCUACUGGGGCGUGAUGUGCCUCAUCAACGGCGCCUUCGACUUUGUCAAGUGGAUCGACUCGGCAGUCCACGCGCAGAUGCCCCUGUUCUCUUCGAAGGCGAGCACGACGUACAACGUGCUCUCCGCCGUCCAGCUCCUCAUCCCGCUGUCGGUCCUGGCCGCCGCGCCGUUUGCCUACAGGGCCUACAAGGUCCACUCGGAGGGCGACGCGCGCGCGUCCCCGGGGUUCAGCAGCCUCGGGCCCGCAGGCCCCUCGGCCCCGGAGGAGCGAAGAUCUCUCCUGGGGCGCCCGAGCCAGCAGUACACCGCGUUCGCCGGGAGCGGCCAGCGGUUGGGCACCGCCUGA
Molecule: messenger RNA, 567 nt
Organism: Prorocentrum cordatum
Lineage: Eukaryota; Dinophyceae; Prorocentrales; Prorocentraceae
Source: the annotation of a GenBank genome assembly